This is a messenger RNA of Haliotis rufescens (red abalone), 379 nucleotides long. RefSeq lists its product as uncharacterized. The record is from RefSeq and is a predicted model, not a curated record. NCBI's taxonomy places the organism in Eukaryota, Metazoa, Mollusca, Gastropoda, Lepetellida, Haliotidae. Bases 20 to 358 code for a protein of 112 amino acids. The transcript is spliced from 4 exons.
UCGACAUCGAUCAGGAGUCAUGACAAUGCUUGAGCUGCGUCGUGCUCGGAAUUCCACACAAAUGUAUAUAUAUAUAGCUGACAACGUCAGUGAGUAUUUAUUGUGCCAGCCAGCGGGAGGCGUCGACAGUUUCAGUAUGGCGUCUGUGAAUAUUGUGCUAGCUGUACUUUUGGUGCUGCCAUUGACGUCGGUAAUUGCACAAGGGAAUCUGGAUGCCGGAGCAGGAACCGGUUGGAACGGAGUGAGUGGAACCGGAUACCCCUACUGUUGUACAUGCGGUGCGCACAACGUGGGGCUGUGUGCUGCGCUUCUUGUCGUGUCAUUGCUGGUUGGAGUGGUCUUUCCAUAUCGACCUUGACCGACCAUGUGCGAAACAAGA